CGCCACACCAUUCAUUUUCCUAAAUUUUUCUUUGAUUCCCAGCGAAUUUCGGAAAAAUGAAAAUUUUAAAUGAAAAUAACGUCCAAAGAUAAAGCUGCGAUAUGCAGGAGGCAUAAUACACAACCACACAACAAAGUGCAAUUAAAGAAUAUAGUUUUAUACAGCAGGAGCAGAGAAUUACAGCCAGUGCGAGUCGCACACAGUAUUACUCAUUAAUUCACAUUCUGUGCCUGUCUAGUUGAUCAAUUAACGCCGGAAGAUGAACUUCACGUACUUGUUCGUGCUCAUUUGGCUGGCCUUCCUCAUUAGCAGCGGAGUGCUGCUAUUCUCGCGGGGCUUUCUGCUGGCCCGGGUCUCCAAGACAGAAACGAGCACCUGCCGCCGUUUGUCCACGAAUCCUAAUGAUGAAUAUGUCCUAUCACCCGAGGUUGUGAACGAGAUCUUCAAGGAUGUCAACGCCUCCGCUAAUCUGUGUCUUCCGCAAAAGUCGAGGGUCAUUAUCCUGGUUGUGGAUGCCCUCAAGUACGAGUUUGGCGUGUACCGGGACAAUGUUAGUGAACCACUUCCGUACGAAAACAAACUGGGCUUCUUGAAUGAGCUGCUGGAGCGGAAUCCGGAUCAUGCCAGGCUAAUGAGAUUCAAGGCGGAUCCUCCCACCACCACUAUGCAGCGCCUCAAAGGACUCACCACCGGUAGCCUACCCACCUUUAUAGACAUCGGAUCCAACUUUGCCUCGCCUGAGAUCAAUGAGGACAACGUCAUUGAUCAGAUAGCGAGUAGCAAGCUGCCGAUGGUCUUUCUGGGCGACAGCACCUGGACGGAUUUGUAUCCGCGUCGCUUUAAACGUGCCUACUCGUACCCUAGUUUUGAUAUCUUCGAUCUGGACAGCGUGGACAAACAGAUUUUGAAGCAUUUACCGAAAGAGCUGUCCAGCAAUGACUGGGAAGUGCUGGUGGCCCACUUUCUGGGAGUGGAUCACUGCGGCCACAAGCAUGGACCCAUGCAUGAGGAAAUGGCGCGAAAACUCACCGAAAUGAAUGAUGUGAUCAGGUCCGUGGUGGAGGCCAUGGACAAUGAUACCACUCUGCUGGUAAUGGGUGACCAUGGAAUGACUGCGUCAGGAGAUCAUGGCGGUGAUACCGAAGACGAAACUAAUGCCCUGCUGUUUGCCUACUCCAAACAGCACAGGUUCUUUGGCAACGAUUCCGGUUCUGAUACCGAAAUGCUGCAGCAGAUUGAUCUGGUGCCCACACUGGCGACCAUCCUCGGCGUUCCGAUACCCUACUCCAACCUGGGUCUAAUCAACUUCAACAUCGUGCCAGAAAUUCCGGUUCCGUACUUGAAUAAGUUCCAGACUCUGCUGCUGCACUCCUGGCAGAAUGCCCAGCAGAUCUACCGGUACUUCUUCCAGUAUGCAUUCGAAAACAAGCGCACCUUCAACGUGGAGGAGAUGGAUCGCCUGGAAACAGAGUAUAUACUCCUCUCCCACCGAGUGCAGACCAUUUACAAUGAGGCUGCUUUUAAGAACUUUGUCAGGGACUUGAAUAUUAAUCUGCGGGAUAUUCUAAAGACGUGCCGGGAGAUUUGGGUGAGGUUCGAUCCCACCCUGAUGUCCCAUGGCUUGCUCUUCAGCUUCCUGCCUCUGUUCUUCAUAUUCCUGCUGGUGAACAACUCGCGUCCGGUGGACUAUGAGAAGAUCUUCAAAGCCAAGGAGACGUUCUACGCGUACUUGAUCAACCUGGCCGCCGGAGUGUUCGGCUAUCGGUACUACAAGAACUUUUCCUUCAAGACCGAGGAGCAUGGCGUUAUAUUCUUCACGGCUUUGACAAGUGCGGCGGUGUUGUCUUUCCAUGUUUUGCGCCACUGGACCAACAUUGCCAGCAACUGGGCAGCAGUCCGGAGGUUCGCCCACAUGCCCACUAGGCUGCUCCUUUUCGCCGCCAUGGCUGUCUUUUUCUCAAACAGCUUUGUGAUCCAGGAGGCAAAAAUCCUGUCGUAUCUCCUGGCUGGAACUAUCCUACUGCUUUCGCACGAGCUCCUGCGCUUGAGUGCCCGGCUUGACUUCAGGACCAAGUUCAAAGCCUCCCAGUUUCUGCGCUCCACUGCCUUGAGGCUGAUCCUGGCCAGCUUCUUGGCCAUUUGCCUAAUACGCUUCGCCUACACCCUCUUCCGUUGCCGCGAGGAGCAGGGCAACUGCUCAGACUUUACCAACAGCGGUGGAGCAGGAUUCUCCCUGAAGAAGCCUGGCUCAGGCAAAACCUACAUCUUGGCCGUGGUUGUGAUUGUGGUUUACACCACUCUGACCCGAUUGUAUCUGCGCUCCUGCGGAAAUCUUACUGGAAACUCUGCAAACGUGCUGUUGGCUCGAUACGGACCCACGGUGGCGUCCAUUUGUGCUGGUGGACAUGUCCUGCUCGCCAACAGCUCCAUUAAGAACAUUCAGAGAUCCCACAUUGAUGCCCUGGCACUUGUUAUCUAUGCUCUGCUCCUGCUCCAAAUCAUUGUGGUGUCCUGGGCUCCGCUCAUGAUCUUCGUUCUGCCACCGAGGAACGCCAAUACCGUUAUCGUCAACGGAAGCGAGAGCAUUGUGCCGGAGAUUUUCAGGAAGAUGAAGCGCAUGUACGAGGGCAACGAUGGAGAACGAAGGGAUGCCAUACCCGUGGUCUACGGCCUGGCCACCGUAUACUCUUCGAUCGUAAUCACUUUCGGUGUGUUCCUGGCUCUGGUCAUGAUUGUGCUCCUGGAGCCGCGAGCUUCCAUUGGAUUGGUAGUGUGCAUAGCAGUGGCAGCCAUCCUGCUGAGUAUUCAUGGUAUUCUGCGAUACAGGACGGCUAAUAGCUUUGAAUCCUGCGUGCAGCCCACAUUCACGGCCCUGGUGGGCUGGUUCCUGCUCGCCCACUUCUGCUUCUUCGCCACCUCGCACCAGACCACCUUGUCGCAGAUCGAGUGGCGGGCCGCCUUUGUGGGUCGCACCACUGGCAUUGGACAGUCCAACUUCAUAUCCGGCAUAUUGGUGAUCCUGAACACGUUUUGCGGACCGAUUUUCUUCUUCUCCAUGUACUCCCUGCUCAGUACGGAAACGUACUCGCUGUUUGCCUUGUUCCCCAACCUGAUCCGAAGCUGCAGGAGCAGCAGUGCUGGCGGAAAGGUAGACGCCACCACAUCCAUGACAGACCUGGCCAACGAGGCGGUUGGCUUCGAUAUGACGCGAGGCGAGCUGACCCUUUACGAGUACGAGGACAUCUUUCUAGGAACGGGUUUCAAGCUGGCCACUCAGUUCUUUAUGCUCCAAGGACUCAAGGUAUUUUGUGCCAUGAUGGCCUGCACGAUCCACUGCCGCCACUUGAUGGUCUGGAAAAUCUUUGCCCCGCGCUUCAUCUACGAGGCCCUGACCACGUUCGUCAGCCUGCCAUCCCUGAUCCUGGGCUACCUCCUGCUGCUGCGUAUCCACCGUGCAGUGGACACCCUCAUAAAGCGCAUCAACAAGACCAAGGUCCUCUAGUCUCAGCCCAAAAGCAACUAUUUAUUUAGGCCUUAAUAAAGAAUUUAAACACAA
Drosophila bipectinata is the source of this 3556-nucleotide messenger RNA. It is a transcript of the gene PIG-O, whose product is annotated as phosphatidylinositol glycan anchor biosynthesis class O. NCBI's taxonomy places the organism in Eukaryota, Metazoa, Arthropoda, Insecta, Diptera, Drosophilidae. Gene Ontology annotation, molecular function: mannose-ethanolamine phosphotransferase activity. The record is from RefSeq and is a predicted model, not a curated record. Gene Ontology annotation, biological process: GPI anchor biosynthetic process. Gene Ontology annotation, cellular component: endoplasmic reticulum membrane.